Paramacrobiotus metropolitanus is the source of this 3303-nucleotide messenger RNA. Its product is annotated as N-acetylneuraminate 9-O-acetyltransferase-like. The record is from RefSeq and is a predicted model, not a curated record. Lineage: Eukaryota; Metazoa; Tardigrada; Eutardigrada; Parachela; Macrobiotidae.
AAGUUAGAAAUGUUUUCAUCAUUUUACCUUUUUGUUGUCAGCAUUUGAGAGCAGAGUACGCUGUAGGUGUGUUAGUAAUAAUUUGUAAAUAAUCGUAAAAUUAGCACCCCGUUUACGUUUCUAGUUUUUUCUCUAAGUAGAUUUCUGUCAGCUGAUUGUUACUUACUUUAAUUUGUCAGUUUGUCAACAACCGCCUUAAUGCGCAUGCAGGUCGUGCGUGAAAUCAUCUAUGUUUUUGCAUGAUUACGUUUGCACCUUAUCUGCACCUAAUUGUAAACCAUAACAAAUGCGCUCUAUGGAUUUCGCCAAAGAUUUGCGCUGUUGUAGCUAUUUGUCUCUAUUGAACCAAAACGUAAAUCGAAGUUGAACCACGCAGUUUUUUGGUCUUCAGUCAUGGAUGUGCUGAUUACUGGCAGUCAGUUUGCGCGAAUCCAACAACAUCCACUAGUCUCUUGUUUCAAGCAGCGCAAUUCUGUGUCUGGUUCUUUGUUUUCGGAAUGACAACUGCGGACGCUGAUGUGGCUGAUACUCCCGAACCGCCGCGCAAUCUGCUUAAUUCUGCUGAUUUAUCCCCAACCCGGGAAACCACCAAAGAUGCGGAUAACGAACUCAUCGAGGAGGACGAGCCUGAUCUGAUCUGUGGAUCGUUUCGUGGGCUGCAGGCCAACAUGGCCCGUGCGCGCUCCGUCAUCUUUGCCAAGACGUCACCCAUUCCGUUCCAGUAUUUCACAUUGCGCAAUAUCAAACUCUUUGCUCUGAUCCUGAUUCUGGUUUUCAUAACCUACCACGGAGUUCAGCGAAGUCGAAAGUCCAAUGAUUCCUGCCGAUGGCUGAUGCGAGAGGGAAGAAUUCAGGGAGGAUAUUUAUGGCAACCGAACGGAUGCAUGAUGCAUCCAUACACUUCGCAGGAUGCCAGAAGGUGUAUGCACCACGUUACGCAGCGGCGCACUACUAACCGAAUAGUUUUCGUCGGUGAUUCCCGAUUGCGUUAUCUGUACAAUGCCACAGUUCUGUACAUAACGGGCAGAAGUCCUGUCUACCCAGCGGGAAAACAUAAUAAUCAUACUACUACCGACACAGAUCUCAAGUUGUCAUUGGAAUUUUACUGGGUAACCAUGGUCGACUGGCGAAUGCGGUCGUUUAUCGAGGUUUCUCGGGAAAACGAGGAAACUCUUCCCACGCUGAUUUUGUUCUCGUCCGGAACUUGGACGAUGAAAUUGUCGAAUUCUUCCGAAACAGCUUUUCGGGAAUACAAGGCGAAUUUAACGUCUCUGCAGCCGCUUUUGAAUCGGCUAGGCCAGCGGACAAGGACGGUGUGGGUGCAACAAGACCCUGUUUUGCAUUAUCUCCUCUCGCCGGAUAGGGAAGUCAUUACGGAUUAUCACAUCUGGAGAUAUAAUUAUGUAGCGGAAGAAUUAUUACUGGAUUCUUACGUUAUGGUAUGGUUAUCUGGAACAUCGGUGUUUUCCUCUAACGGCGAUUCCCCUGACGGGCUACAUCAGGGCAAUGAGUCCUUGCGUAUGAAUACGCAGAUAUUGUUGAAUUACUACUGCAAUCGAGAAUUGAGUCAUCGCGAUGCCACUUGCUGCGCUCCGCGACAGGAAUUGAAUUCUAUGCAAAUUGCUGCUCUGAGCGUCUUCGGAAUAUUUACUGCAUUGUCCAUAGUACUGACUGGCCAAAAAUAUAGCGCAUUUGUUACUCGACUGAUCCGGAUGCGAUUUAAGAAAUACCAUCUCCUUCCGAGUUACACUAACGGUGUUGCCCAUCACGAUAAAAUCAGAGUCAAGGAUGCUAAGCUUCCGAAAAAAGUCAAAUCCCCAUACGAUGUGCUCUAUGAAGUAUGCCUGGCGAUUUCCAAAAUGGGUUUUAUUAUGGGAUAUUUUGUUCUGUGUGAUCGUACCGACUUCUUCAUGAAGGAAAACAAAUAUUACAGCAAUAUUAAUUUCUUUGUCCCGCUGACGUACAUAUUCCUUUUGGGGAUAUUUUUUUCGGAGAAUUCUGAACAGUCGUCUUUACUGCAUCGUGAUCAGACGGAUGAGUGGAAAGGCUGGAUGCAGUUUGUGAUUCUGGUGUACCAUAUGACAGCAGGCAGUACACGGUUGUCCAUUUACAUGCACGUUCGUGUUUUGGUUUCAUCGUACCUGUUUCUAAAUGGAUACGCACAUUUUAUGUAUUUUUGGAAUAAGGGCGACACCAGUGCGCAUCGAUUCUUCCAAAUCGUUUUCCGGAUGAACCUCCUGGUGUUUUGCCUUUGCAUUGUAAUGAACAGAUCCUAUCAGUUUUACUAUUUUGUGCCUUUGGUUACAUUUUGGUUUCUUGUGACUUAUGCCACAAUGGCACUUCCUCCUCGUCUAACCGAUGCGUCUUCGACAAUAAAUACCAAACAUUAUUUCUACAUGGUGCUCAAAUUUGUUGUGGUUUUUGCGGUGAUUGGGUCACUUUAUUUAUCGCAGACAUUCUUCGACAGAAUCUUCCUAACUAAGCCCUGGUCGGCGUUAUUCCUCUAUGAUGCUUCCGGUAAUGAGUGGUUCUUCCGAUGGAAACUGGACCGCUUCUCUGUACUCGAGGGUAUGGUAUUUGCGUUUUUGGUGGUUCUGGCGAGGAAAUUUGGCUGGAUGAAUGAAACAUUAUCGGAGAAUUUAUUUCCUCUCCGCAAAUCUGUGAUGGUGGUUGGGGUGGGCGCUCUGGGAAUGAUCGGUUAUUUUGUCUUCGCCAUUCUGUGCUCGAAGAAAGUGGAUUGCAAUGAUGUGCACAGCUAUAUUGUGGUCUUUCCGAUACUGGGAUUUAUUAUCCUGAGAAACACAUUUGGUAUGGUGCGAAGACGGUUCAGUGCGCUGUUUGCGUGGGCUGGACGGAUCUCACUGGAAUUGUUUAUUGUUCAGUUUCAUGUGUGGUUAGCGGCUGACACUUACGGAGUUUUGGUGUUCGUGCCAGGUUAUCCCAUGCUGAAUGUGGUUUUUACUAGUUUCAUCUAUAUCUGUGUUGCCCAUGAGGUGCAUGUGAUCACCGGUGUCCUAGCUGAGCAUUUGGUACCGAAAGAUUGGAAGUAUUUACUACUGGCGCUUGUUGUUUUCUGUCUUCUGUUGGCCUUGUUGGCUGUGUGUUACGGAUUGUAAGUUAGAAAAAUUUAUUGUUGUCUGUAAUUUUUUGAUUUAUCAUGCGGUACUCUGAAAUAUGUUAUUUGUUACAAAUACGACCGAUAUGUCACAGUGAAUGUUUCGUUUUUUAUAAGGUUAUGGGCUUGGUAAGAACGGUAAAACACUUGAUAGUCACGGAAAAGAAGUAAACGCAAAUGAAGUGGAA